AUGGCACCCCACGCAACCGACUCCAACGGUGACAGCCAACCCGUCAACGCUGGCGAGCGUCCUCACGAGCCCGGCGUCAAGAAGAACCUCGCCGCGCAAGGUGCCCUCAACUUCCCCCGCCCGCCGACUUUCGAAGACAAGUACGCGGAGCGAGAUUUCUUGAAGGGACGUCUGGCAGCGGCUUUCCGUAUCUUCGGCAAGUAUGGUUUUGAUGAGGGUGUGGCUGGCCAUAUCACGCUGCGGGACCCGGUGCAGCCGGAUUGCUUUUGGGUGAAUCCGUUUGGCGUGGCGUUUUCGAUGAUUAAUAAGAGUGAUUUGAUCCUCGUCAACCACUCCGGCGAAGUCAUCGACGGCGGCCCCGUCCGCCUCCUCAACCAAGCCGCCUACAUGAUCCACAGCGCCAUCCACCACGCCCGUCCAGACGUCAUCUGCGCCGCACACUCGCACAGCAUCUAUGGCCGGACCUGGUGCUCGCUAGGCCGUAAGAUCGAUACGUUGACGCAGGAUGCCUGUGCUUUCCACAACGAUCAUGUGGUGUACGAUAGCUUCAAUGGCGUAGUGUUGGCGGAGAAGGAAGGGAAGGAUAUCGCGGCGUGCUUGGGGGAUAAGAAGGCGGCGUUGUUGCAGAAUCAUGGGUUGUUGACUGUUGGGCAUACUGUUGAGGAGACUAUCUUCUGGUUCGUCUCGCUCGAGAAGUGCUGCCACAGCCAGCUCAUGGCCGAGGCCGCAGCGUCCUCGCGUGGUGAGCACCCGAUCAUCAUUGGCGAUGAAGAGGCGACCUACACGUCUCGCACUGUUGGCUCGCACCGGGCGGGAUGGUUCAGCGCGAAGCCGAUGUUUGACGUGAUUCACAAGGAGACGAAUGGCGACUAUCUGCAGUAA
Saxophila tyrrhenica is the source of this 882-nucleotide messenger RNA. RefSeq lists its product as uncharacterized. Gene Ontology annotation, cellular component: cytoskeleton. The record is from RefSeq and is a predicted model, not a curated record. NCBI's taxonomy places the organism in Eukaryota, Fungi, Ascomycota, Dothideomycetes, Mycosphaerellales, Extremaceae. Gene Ontology annotation, molecular function: actin filament binding. The transcript has 3 exons. Bases 1 to 882 code for a protein of 293 amino acids.